This is a messenger RNA of Pelobates cultripes (western spadefoot toad), 3152 nucleotides long. The record is from the annotation of a GenBank genome assembly. NCBI's taxonomy places the organism in Eukaryota, Metazoa, Chordata, Amphibia, Anura, Pelobatidae.
UACUGUUCCCUUUGCCACAUUGUAACUGGUAGGGGAUCCAUAGUGAGCAUGGCCACGGCUGCCUCCAAUCCCUACAGCAUUCUAAGCUCCAGCUCCCUGGUCCAUGCAGAUUCUAGUGGAAUGCAGCAAGGGAGCCCUUUUAGGAAUCCACAGAAACUGCUACAAAGUGACUACCUGCAGGGAGUUCCCACCAAUGGACACCCACUUGGACACCACUGGGUGACCACCUUAAGUGAUGGCAAUCCUUGGUCAACAAGUCUAGGAAACAGCCCUCUGGACCAACAGGAUAUUAAACCAGGGAGAGAAGACCUGCAGCUGGGGGCUAUCAUCCACCACAGGUCGCCCCAUGUUUCCCAUCACUCGCCUCAUACCAACCACCCCAAUGCUUGGGGAGCCAGUCCAGCUCAUAACUCAUCGCUCACCUCCAGCGGACAGCCUAUAAAUGUCUACUCUCAGACUGGCUUCACUGUCAGUGGAAUGCUGGACCAUGGAGGGCUCACCCCACCACCUCAAUCAGGCAACACUCAGAGCUUGCAUUCUGUCCUCAGAGAUGCCACAGACCAUGGGGAUAUUGGGUCCCACCAUUGCCAAGACCACUCUGAUGAGGAGACCCCAACAUCAGAUGAGCUGGAACAAUUUGCCAAGCAGUUCAAACAAAGGAGGAUCAAGCUUGGAUUCACACAGGCAGAUGUGGGAUUGGCACUGGGGACACUCUAUGGAAAUGUCUUUUCCCAGACCACCAUCUGCAGGUUUGAAGCUCUGCAGCUCAGCUUCAAGAAUAUGUGCAAGCUGAAACCUCUGCUGAACAAGUGGCUGGAAGAAGCAGACUCAUCCACAGGUAGUCCCACCAGUAUUGACAAAAUUGCUGCUCAGGGCAGGAAGAGGAAGAAAAGGACCUCCAUUGAGGUGAGUGUGAAAGGAGUCUUGGAGACCCACUUUUUGAAAUGCCCCAAACCUGCUGCCCAAGAGAUCUCCUCGUUGGCAGACAGCCUGCAGUUGGAGAAAGAAGUGGUUCGUGUCUGGUUUUGUAACAGGAGACAAAAAGAGAAAAGAAUGACUCCACCGGGUGACCCACAGCAACACGAUGUGUAUUCUCACAGUGUUAAAACAGAUACAUCGUGUCAUGAGCUUUGACUAUCCCCAGAGGUCAGUGAGAACUGGAGAUUCAGUGGAUUUUAAAAGGGUUCCUUUUUUUAACUUAUGUUUUGGUGGAGAGAAUAAAAAAAAACCAUAAAAAAACCUAGAUAAACCUAAAAAUAACAAAAAUAAGAAAAUAAGACAUGGGAGCUCUAUGUUCCAAAGCUGGCAAUAUAACUGAUAUACAUACAUGCUGUUUACUCUAAACAAGGUUUUAUUGUCUUUCUGGUCUCCACAGAAAGACAGAAACGAUUUGUGCCUCCAAAUCUGCCUUUCUGCGCCUUGGUUUCAUCGCAUUUUUAUCAGGUGACUUUGUUUUACAAUAGAAUAGUAUUUUUUUUGCAUUUUUUUUAAUGUUUUAAUUUUUUUUGUUGUUGUUGCUGUUUUUGUUUGUUUUGUUUUUUCUGUUUUUUUUUUUUUUUGUCGGAGAUGAUCUGGGAUUAUUCUUUAUUGUCUAAGGUGUUUUACUACAACCUGUACACAAUAUUUGUGAAGAUACUUUGUAUUUCUUGGAUCAGAUGCUCUCCCCCCUCAACCCCCACUCUCCCUCCUCCCCAACACCACGAUAAUCAUGUCUCCUCUUAGAAUUUACAAUGUUAGAUGAUGUUCAAGGAAGGAUAUACAGUAUCUGUCAUUAGCUUUUACCAGGAACACCAGGUAACUAAAUGGUUAAAUGGUUUUAAAAAAGAAGUCUGUGUGUUCACUUGCAGCAAUAUUUAAUGGAAGACUGGCUAUAAUAAUCAUUUCUGCAUGCCAUGUAUUGGACUCUGUUCUUAUUUUAUGCCUAAACAUGAUAUCAAUAUGCAUUUAUAGCUUUUUAUUAUAAUUAUUAUUUUAUAACUAUUAUUAUUUUAUUUUAAUUUUUUUUUGUUCUUUAAACUGGCACUUUUCAUGUUAAAUGCACAAUGCAGAAUCUAGCAUUAGGGAGAUUGAAGGAAGAAAACUACCCUCUCUGGCUACCAGGGAUAAGUAAUAGGUCUGUAGUAAAACACCAGUUUGGAUGAUUUUUUAUUUUAUUUUUAAUUUUUGUUUAAUUUAUUUUUUUUAUUUUUGUGGAAAUAUAUUUGUAAUUUAAUGAGCUGUUUUUCUCCUUUGUGCCAUACAAAUACAUCGGCUGAUGCCUCUUGUGUCUCUCCUAUUGUAAGGAUUUGACCCUGUAUUGAGCUGUGAGGACAGAUAUCGAGAUCAGAGAGAGGCAAGGGUCUGUUCUGUUCCCAUAUAACCCACCAAUAUACCUUUGGAUACAUUGAAACAUUAUUUGAUACAUUUUCUACAUACAUAGCUUCCAAAAACACACACAAACACAUACAUUAAUCCAGAUAGACAUAUCCUCUAUUUGUCAUGUUUAUACAUAGUAACUCAAUAUGAUGUGUGUGUGUGUGUGUGUAUAUAUAUAUAUACAUAUAUAUAUACACACAUACAUACACACACACACACACACACACACACACACACACACACACACAUACACACACACACAUACAGAUAAACAGAGAAAGAGCUGCUAAAAUGAAUACAAACUGUGCUAUAUAAAUUAAUGACCCAAACAUUUCAUACUCAUACCUUUAUACAGGGCAUUGGUUGCAUUUAAUUGCAGAAUCAUCAGCCAGCUCACCUCUAGCCCAUUUCACAAAGUUAAAACCCACUUUUAGUUCAUUUUCUACCCAUUGUUCCAUUCUCAAGCUUUGUUCAUUUGGAACAACAUUUAAACUUCACUCCCCUCCCAAAAUAAGAACAAAACAAAAAAAAGAAAAUUAAUUCUGCCAACUUUAUAAGUGUACAGUUUUGUAUAUUAAACCUUUUAAAGUUAUUAAUUUAAGAAAAAAAAAGAUCAUUUACUUUAUUCAUUUAGUACCUGAUGUAUAAUAAACGCUAUUUUCAUUAAAAGUUGCUUUUUUCAACAAUUUUAUUCAAAAUUGCCUAUUACAGUUGCCAAUUAUUUAUUUUCAAUAAAUUUCUGCAUUCUGUUUUAAAAAAAAUGUCUACAGAUGAAAUGAGUGUCAAUAAAAAAAAAU